GCCAGUGUUUCUUUUGUUUUAAGCCGUGUUACGACAUCGCUUCAGUUAAUCAGUUUGACAAAGCAUGACAAAUUACAUUUCAUUACAAUUAAUCUGUGUUAUCACAAAACAGUAACAUGGUUUAAGCUUAAGAUCAAAUACAUGAUUAAGUCAAUGCAAACCACUAAUGACUAGGUACAUUUCUCUUAAUCGUUAUCCAGAAACAGCCUGCCUUGUCUUGUUUUUAAAUUAGACCCAAUUUUAAAAGAGAUUUUUUUGCCAAUGUGGCAGAGCUGUAACUCCACCAAAGAGGUUACGUUUUGCUCCCCGUUGUUGUUUUCAGUUUUCUUCCACCUUAGUGAGCGACGCUUUCUCUUCACCCACAUGGCCACCCGGGAGUUGCAACAGGAGCUGUGGUGCUUUGCUGAAAAGCUCCUGGGGCGAACGUUGAUCACUCCCUCAGGCAGCACUCCACAGCUCCACCUCAUAUCACGCUGGUCCUUCAUAAACAACCUACUGAAUGCUUUCCUCUCUUUAGAUCAUGGGAUUAAUGUUCGGUAAAUUCCCUCUAUGGUGGCUAAGCAGGAUUUUUUUUAAAUAAUGAAGGCAAUCUUUCCAGUAAAUCAACCCUUGUAUUAAAUACAGAAAACAGUAUCCUUCCAAACCUUACGCCACUCUUGCGAUACUUUGCGUUUCUCUUGAAAAGCUUUCUGCUGUUUGCAGAAAGCAAAGUGCGAGGCUGCAAAGGUCAGAGGACUACGAGCUGUACUUGUGCCAUAAAUAAUCGCCACGCGUAUUCAUUACUGCGUAUUCAAAACCCUGCACGCUCUGGGAUGUAUGAGAUGACAUCCUACUGCACGAUCCGUGGAUUUUAUGGCACUCUUAGCUGUGUUUCUUUUUUCUAUCUUUCGAAUAAGAGAUAUUACAAGAUUUCCUAGUGAGGGAAGUAAAAUGAAUGUAAAAUGAAUGCUUUCAAACAGGCUCGUUACUUUUUAAAGGCCGCUCUACUUAACCUCACCUGACGACUGUGCGCUUUGCUAUAGGAAUGAAUUAACUGCAGUUAAUCUGACUUUAAAGUUAUAGCCAUUGAUGUGUUUAGUUGUUUUUUUUACACUUGACUCUCACCCAGAGUGCUUCGGGACAGAGGGAGUUUCCCUGCUAUGCCGUGGAUGGCCGACGCCAGUCCGUUAAAGCCGGAGUACGAGGGUAGCGUGUGUCUGUCAGGCUUUAUUACACGAGGACGACGGUGAUGGAGCGCCUCGGGACUACAGGCGGAGUCUCUCCGUCCAACCCUCCACCCGACUGAGCAACCUUCUGAUAGAAGCCCAUGUUUGAAGAACUUCCACCCAUCCACAAAGUGUUUGUGCAGGAGAGACUGCCAACUUCCCUGCCCCUUCAUGUGACAGCCAACGUGAUCAGCGAUGGCGUCUAUUGGAAGCGGUGCUGCGAGCAGCGGUGGGACAUUUGCGACCUCACUGAUUAUGGCCACAGCUGGAAACGGAUGUUCUUCGAGAGGCACAUGGAGAACAUUAUUGAGCUUUUUAUCCCAGAUGAAACCGAGCCGAAGACAGUUCUAGAGAUGGUGCCUCUUUGUAGGAACUACGUCAAGAGGCUGGACAUCUCCCAACUCCUGCCACCCAUCAAGGAGCCCGGGAAGGAGGAGCAGGAAUAUGGUUCAAAGUUGGCAAGCGACAGUGAGUACGAAGGGCCGUCUAUGGACCACUUCGACUUUAACAUCCUGCUCAAAAAGCUGACACAACUGGAAGAGCUUCAUUUGGUGUACAGGGUGAAGCACUGCGGUAUGAACUUUGAAUGGAAGAUGUUUGAGAUGACUGACAGAGAUUGCGAGUCCCUCGCCACGGCCCUUGUGUCCUGUAAGAGUUUGAAGCUUCUGAGGCUCCAUCAAAGCCACAUUGGGGAUAAAAAGUGCCGUCUGCUGGUGAAAAACCUUUUGGACCACCCGUCCCUGACGGAGCUCGACUUCUCUCACAACAUGAUCGGAGACAAAGGAGCCAGAGCCAUCGGGAAGCUGCUCGCCAGGAACAAGCUGGAGACCCUGAACAUGUGUGACAACGACAUCCGAUGCCCGGGCGCUAAAGCCAUAGCUCACGCCUUGUCCGAGAACUCCAGCCUUUUGUCCCUCAACCUGCGUCUCAACGGCGUGAGAGACGAGGGGGGGCAGGCCAUUGGUAAGGCCUUGCUGAACAACAAGACCCUGCUUCGCCUGCACCUGGGGGCCAAUCGGGUAACGGGGCCUACUGCCGUCGCACUGUCCAAGGUUCUAGUGGAGAACAACACCCUGAAGAGCAUCAAUCUCUCCUGCAACCAUCUGGGCGUGGAUGGAGGUAUAGCUCUGAGGGAGGCGAUGUCUCAAAACACCAGCGUGACAGAAUGUGAUAUCCGCCUGACGGAGAUUGACGAGCAGAGCGUCUCCUUCAUCAACAAGGUGGUUUGGACCCACCAGAGACAGGCUCGAGGGAGGGAAACCAAGUAAACAACAAC
This is a messenger RNA of Pungitius pungitius (ninespine stickleback), 2481 nucleotides long. It is a transcript of the gene drc5, whose product is annotated as t-complex-associated-testis-expressed 1. Gene Ontology annotation, biological process: microtubule-based movement. NCBI's taxonomy places the organism in Eukaryota, Metazoa, Chordata, Actinopteri, Perciformes, Gasterosteidae. The transcript is spliced from 4 exons. Bases 1307 to 2473 code for a protein of 388 amino acids. Gene Ontology annotation, molecular function: protein binding. The record is from RefSeq and is a predicted model, not a curated record.